Messenger RNA from Nerophis lumbriciformis (worm pipefish), 2070 nucleotides. The record is from RefSeq and is a predicted model, not a curated record. NCBI's taxonomy places the organism in Eukaryota, Metazoa, Chordata, Actinopteri, Syngnathiformes, Syngnathidae.
AUGCUCAGUCCGGAGGCGGUGUGGCACUUCCCGGUGCAAAUAUGGGACCAGGUUUUGUCCAAAGUAAACCGGGCGGUGGUCUUCAUGGACGACGCGAGCGCGGAAGUGCUUCACUGGAGCGCGGGGGGUGCCGCCGCGUUGUUCGAGGCUGGAGCCCGAAACGUGAAACAGUUCUCCAGCUUUGAAUCUUGUAAUGAGGACGAGCCCAAAGCAUUGUUCGUGGUGAGCACUUUGUUAAAGGGGCGUACCGUAGACACUCUAAAGGACAUCAUCUCACUCAGCCACCUGCAGUACUGUGUUGUGGUCACAGCCGUGUCCCAUCCGUUGCACCUGCUCGCCAACAAUGUAGCACCAACAGCGGACGUUGAUGGCGCCACGCCCGUCUUUGAGCAGCUGGAGGAUAAGCUUUGCGAGUGGAUGGGCAACAUGAACUAUACGGCCGAGGUCCUGCACAUACCGCUCACCUUUGCCCCCGUGUCCCAGCAGUUGCUUCUGGCGCCUGCUUUUGCCCACCUCUUCCCACUGCUGCCACCUGACUUGUGCACCGUCAACGCAAAACGGCCAGAUAAGAAGCGCUUCACCAGUCUACUGGAUGUGGACUUGCACGCACUCCCGGCUGAGCUACAGUUGCAGAUCAAGACGCUAGCAGGGGCCGUAAACACCCUUUUUGAGGCCACUGGCACCAGAGAGGAAAGUUUCGCAGUGGGCCCCAUGAGUCGCCUCAUCGCGGGGGAGCUGGCAUCUCAUCCCCAGGCCAAGAACCGCAGGAAGACUGCUCCCAACAAAGCCUCCAUCAUCUUUGUAGACCGCACAAUGGACCUUACUGGGGCAGUCGGUCACCAUGGCGACAACCUAAUAGAGAAGAUUUUGACGGUGCUGAAACCUCUUCCGGGUCAUGUGACGGAUGUGCAAGUCGACAUGCGGGAGCUGACCAACGUGCUGAUCAUUCCUGAUUCGGAGAGCUGCGUGGCACCAGGAUGCCUAGCACAAACACAGUCGCCUGCAGCCCGUUCCCUGUGGGAGGCCAUGCUCACCAGCAAGCACAAAGAAAGUGUGAUGGAGGUCCGACGGCAGCUUGUCGAAGCAGCCAGCAAGGCAAACCUGCCCAUCAAGAUGAGCAUGGGCCGCGUGACCCCCGAGCAGCUGUGCUCUUAUGCGCGGCCAUUCCGAGGUGACGCGAGGGCGCUAGAGAGUCACUGCGGGGUGCUCCAGCUGGGACUGGCCACGGCGCAGACCCUCCGACACCCACUUCUUCCCCGCUGGGACGCCUGCCUGGCCUUUGAGAGGCUACUGCUGCAGGCUCUGGGAGACAGUGACUUCCCCUCAGUGCUGAGUCAGCUGCUGCCCUUGAUGAAGCCCCGCGAAGAUCAGGAUGGCAGCGCCGGCUUCGCGGAGGACGAGUGCGGGCCCGACGAACUGAUCCUGCUGCUAGUCUUCUUGUACUCGCUGGCGGAUGAGGCUCAGCUAGCACAGCAGGAGGACAAGCUGGAGAAGCUGGAGAGGGAGCUGAUCGGCGCACUCACAUUGGCCAUUAUGAGGGAGACCACACUCAGCCCCUUGCUGCAGAAACUCACAGGGUGCACACAACCUGACGAACUGAGAACGGAUCAGGUCCACUCCACUGUGGAGAGCAUGUUCAAGACCUUCGGCGGGCUGAGUCACCCGCGAGACCACCUCAAGCAACUACGUCGCGUCUACACUGCUAGUGACGGCGUCCACCAGGCUACCUAUCGACCUUUCCUGCGACAGAUUCUGCAGGAAGUCUUCCACCCUGAGCGACCUGAGUGUCCUGACAUCGAGCACAUGUCGGGGGGCCUCACGGACCUCCUAAAGACGGGCAUCAGCAUGUUCAUGAAGGUUAGCCGCCCGCAUCCCAGCGACAACCCGCUGCUCUUCCUCUUCCUGGUGGGUGGAGUCACACCCUCAGAGCUCCGCCUCAUCAAGGAGACCACCGCCUCCUUGAAACCCGGAACUCAGGUUCUGGUUCUGUCUAGCCGGCUGCUGAGGCCCACCGACGUUCCCGAGCUGCUCUUCGCCACCCAAAGAUUAACACCAGACAUCGGUGUGUGA